Amorphotheca resinae ATCC 22711 is the source of this 775-nucleotide messenger RNA. RefSeq lists its product as hypothetical. Lineage: Eukaryota; Fungi; Ascomycota; Leotiomycetes; Helotiales; Amorphothecaceae. The record is from RefSeq and is a predicted model, not a curated record. The transcript is spliced from 4 exons. Gene Ontology annotation, cellular component: endoplasmic reticulum-Golgi intermediate compartment; COPII-coated ER to Golgi transport vesicle; Golgi apparatus. Gene Ontology annotation, biological process: Golgi organization; endoplasmic reticulum to Golgi vesicle-mediated transport; intracellular protein transport. Bases 116 to 775 code for a protein of 219 amino acids.
CUGGGAAAGCUCCACGUCGUUACUUUUUGGCGACGACUCCCUUUCAACCCCCCCUACGCGACCAUCAAUAGCAGCCCGCAACUCGACAAGCCCUCCACACGACUAUUCGGGCAGGAUGGCGAACGCUCACUCGUUGCUGUACUCGCUGUGCAGCUUUCUGCUGCUGCUCGCGUGCGUGGACGCGCUGAAAUUCGACAUGGAAGCGUUUAGCAAGGGGGACAAGAAGGGUCAGCGAUGCAUCAGGAAUUUCGUGGCUAAGGAUACGUUGGUUGUCGUUACAGCGAUUGUUGAUGGGUAUAAAGGCGAUGGCAUGGUUUUGAACAUGCAUAUCAAGGAUGUGGUUGGGAACGAGUAUGGAAAACCCAAGGACGUCGUGGGCGAGCAGAGAAUGGCUUUCACAUCGCAUGCUGAUGCUUUCUUCGACGUCUGCUUUGAAAACUACCUGUCUGGGACCAGGACCGUCUCACACCGUUCCCGCCACGUCGAACUCGACAUCGACAUCGGUGCCGACGCCAAGGACUGGUUGGCCGUGCAAGCGACCGAGAAGCUCAAGCCCGUCGAGACGGAAUUACGGCGCAUCGAGGAGAUGGUCGGUGAGAUCGUGGCCGAGAUGGAAUACCUGCGGAGCCGGGAGCAGAAGCUGCGGGAUACGAACGAGAGCACGAACACACGGGUGAAAUGGUUUGCGUUUGGUACGAUGGGCAUGCUGGUCGCUUUGGGAGCGUGGCAGGUUGUGUAUUUGAGGGCGUACUUCAGGUCAAAGCAUCUCAUCUAG